Molecule: messenger RNA, 1329 nt
Organism: Cajanus cajan (pigeon pea)
Lineage: Eukaryota; Viridiplantae; Streptophyta; Magnoliopsida; Fabales; Fabaceae
Product: mediator of RNA polymerase II transcription subunit 19a
Biological process (GO): positive regulation of transcription by RNA polymerase II
Cellular component (GO): mediator complex
Molecular function (GO): transcription coregulator activity; transcription factor binding
Source: RefSeq, a predicted model, not a curated record
AACUGGCAUCGGCAUUAGAAGAAAAGAGAAUUUUGGGUUUUGCUGUUUUUUUUAACAGUGAAAGAAGAGAGAGAAAAAACACAAGGGAGCAACGAAGGAAAAUUAGUUUGUUCCAGAACUGAAUCCAAAGAUCUUCUAUUUACGUGCUUAUCUUCCGCGGAAAUUUUUGUUGGGUGGUCGAAGGUCGAGAAGGUUCCAGAUUGGCGUGGUUGCGUGGGUUUGGUUCGCGAGAAUUCGGAAGGGGUUUUUUGUUUCCUACGAAACCCAUAAUUCGCCAUACUUCAUUUGAUUUUGGUUCAACGGCUCAUGAAAGAUUGACUCAUGGAUCCUGAAGGAAAAAAGUUUGGAGGAGGACCAAGGGAAUUGACAAGUGCUGUGGAUCUAAUAAGUCAUUUCAAAUUAAUACCCCACUAUGAGUUUUUCUGCAAGAGGUCACUCCCUGUGUCAAUUGCGGACACACACUACCUUCACAAUGUUGUAGGAGACACAGAAAUAAGAAAAGGAGAUGGGAUGCAAUUGGAUCAACUUAUUCAGAAUACAUCUUCCUACAGAGAUACUAAUGCUCGCAUACAGCCUUUUGAUCUAGAUGUCCUCAAGGAAACCUUUCAACUCAGGGAAACGGCUCCCAUUGAUUUGCCUGCUGCAGAGAAAGGGAUUCCAACUAUUGCAGGAAAAUCAAAAGGUGAGAAUAAAGAGAAGGAGAAGAAGCAUAAGAAGCACAAAGACAAGGACAAGGAGCAUAAGAAGCACAAGCAUCGUCAUAAGGACCGUAGCAAAGACAAGGACAAGGACAAAAAGAAAGAUAAAAGUGGGCAUCGUGAUUCCGGUGCUGAUCACUCGAAGAAACACCAUGAAAAGAAAAGGAAGCAUGAUGGAGAUGAUGAUGUUAAUCAUGUGCACAAACACAAAAAGAGUAAGCAUAAGAGCUCAAAAAUUGAUCAAUUGGGGGCAAUUAAGGUUGCUGGCUAAAAUGGUUUCACACAGUAGUUCACUUCUUUUCCUUAAUUGGUUGUUGUCAUUUGUUAAAAAUUUGGAGGGGUGUUUCAAUUGACAUUAUCAGAUUUCUUGAGGGUAGCUAGUGAUCUGACUAAUGAUUAUCAUGAUGGUGAAUUCACCUGAUGUAGGAAAGGGAUGCAGGUAAAAUUUGAUGAAGAUAAACUUUUUUUCUUUUGUACAAUAACAAUUACCUUAUACACUUGCCAGUGAUUUGCAAAACUUUGGUCUUCUUUUUCCCAGUCUAUUGGCGCACUGGAUAUCUCAACAUGUAUGCAUUGUUUUGAUCUUAAAAAAUAAUUUGUAGUGUUCUAAACUAAUUAAUAGCUUAAACUA